Chrysoperla carnea is the source of this 1827-nucleotide messenger RNA. RefSeq lists its product as uncharacterized. The record is from RefSeq and is a predicted model, not a curated record. NCBI's taxonomy places the organism in Eukaryota, Metazoa, Arthropoda, Insecta, Neuroptera, Chrysopidae. The transcript has 6 exons. The coding region runs from base 392 to 1483 and encodes 363 amino acids.
AGACAGUAGAAGCGUAGAGUACAUUGCCUAUAUAAACAAAACAAAAAGGAGAAACGGCUUAUAGUAUAUUUUUCGUAAAAUAUAUAUUUUAUUUUGUUCGCAUUCUAGCAUCGAACUUCGUAUCUACGUGUCUAACCUACACGUAUUUAAUAUACAGAUAGAAUUCUAUGCUGUAUCGGUUACGUUUUCAUUUCAGUUCAGUCAGUCGUCAGUAGACCAUGUGUUCGUUGAUACAUUCGGACGGUGGCCCAUUGAGAUGUGUAUUAAAAUGGCCCCAAUUAUUUAGUAUUUAUUUUGUAAGUGUGGCCCUAUAUUAGUGGUGGCAGUGAGUGUGUGUGUGUGGCAAGGCCUGUGUAAUUCAAUAGGCACACAGCUUGCCCACCCGCAUAUCAUGCAUUAUCUCUGGCCGCAGUGGCAGCUAGGGCCAGUUGCUCGUGUUUAUAACCGUGUUUUAUCAACAUUUAUCUAUGUAUUUUUAUUGUACGGACUUGGCAAUGUUUUGUUUGACUAUGGUAAAGUGUCUGCAAUACCAACUUCCGCAAGCGAUUUUAAUAACAACACCAAUAAUAAUGCGUCAUCUACGGAAUUUCCUGAUUUGGAAGACCGUGGUGAUAAGAAGUUUGGCGAUAAAUGUGAACAUACAAAAGAAUGUGGAUUUAUGUGGGGCGUAUGUGAUCCAGGAAUACAUUCAUGCCAAUGUUAUUCGGAGUAUCCUGUAACAAAUCAUAUUGACAAAUGUGGCAAAGCGUCAACAGUUAAUGAAUCAUGUUAUUUUAAUGAACAAUGUGAAGCAACAUCAUUUCAAACAGAAUGUAGGGACAGUCGUUGUGUUUGUAAAUUUGAAAUGACACCAUUCUUUCAUAAAGAUGGCCGAUUUGAAUGUUUGGCGGUCAACGAACCACUCCCGGAUAAAACAUACGUGGAUCCAGCGAUGAUUGGUGUAUUGUGUGCAAUGGCUGUCAUGUUUAUCAUCAUCUGUGUGGUUCUUCGUUUAUUCGCCAACGCCCGUUGGCGUGAGAACCGUUCCAUAUUCAACACACCAAAUCCAAGGCUGAUGAACGUAUCAUUAUUACGUGAUAGCAAGCUAUUGCAUGGCGAACGACGUGGAUCGCGUGCCAGUGUGCGUGGACCAAGCCGUCAACCGAGUAUGGCAUCGCUACGUCCACACUCGCCAAAUUCGCAAGGUACGCGUGUAACAGCAACAGCCGUUGCACCAACAAGGACUAGCCGUGUGCAUACAACUUCUACUACUACUAGGGCAACAUACACUGAUACCCCACCUCGUUCCUAUCCCGCAGGCUCACGUCCCGGUUCACGUGGUAGCAGCAAUGCGUCUGUCACCUCCGUCCGCUCCAACAAGAGUCCAACUGGCGUUGCCCCCCAGCCGCAUCAUCAGCAUACGCAUCAUCAUAGCCAUCCCCCGAAUACUAACACACCAAUGUUGGAAAGUGUCACCGUUGAUAUUCAAGCACCAAAAGCUUAAACAAAAUCCAAUAAAAAUAUAAACAUCUUUACACUUCACAAUUUUAUCACUCAACUUUUCGAUCGAUUUGAUUGAUUGUAGUUCUUGUAUAUGUGAAAAGACCCGAAAAAAUUAGAAGAUAUAUACAAAUCUCCUAAAUAUAUUUGAAAUACAAUCAAUUUCGAGAAUCUCCGAAUGAAACAAAAUUACACGCUCAUCUACAAAACGCUACUUACAAAAAUAAAAGCUUUAAAUACAUCGAAUCAUUUUAAACAGAAACAACAGCAAAAUUCAAUCAAUUUAUAAAUAAAAAAUAAUUAAACAAAAUCAUUAUACAUAAAUGCUUGGAAGACAACAAAAAAAUA